UUUCUCUUUACCAACACAACAUUAUUGUUACGUUUGCCCCGGUAACAACUAACUAACAAGUUACUUGUUUCUGACAGAGUUUGGGUUGUUCAACUGAACUUUUACUUGUUCUUGGUAGACCUUGGUGCGGAGGACUACCGUAGAUCUACGACUAUCACCACCUUCACUGCAAACUGCACUGCUGCAGCGCUGCUCGACGGUUCACUCGCCGUAGUUACGUGGUUACGUGGUCUACACCCAGGACCUAGCCCUGCCACUGCCAGUAGAUCUACCACGCUGUGAUCUUCCAAGUGCUGUGUGUGAUGCACACUGACUCUGUAGCUCUAGAUCUACCCGUACAGCUUCAGUCUUUCAGAGCCGUUACAUGGCUCGACUUCGAUUCUAGCCUAGACCACGGCGUGCACUCAUUACUCAGUUCGACCAUACUUGGUCGGCAACAGAGGUAGCACUGUCGACAGCAGAUCGACCCCUGGUUGCGCAGUGCGGUUGUCACAUUCAGCCACACAUCCUCCGCUCCAUGACUGCAUGAGUUCUUGCCCAGCACUGCCAGGUCUGGUUCAUACAACCUACCUGGCAUCCAGCAGAGAGUCUAGCAACUCUGGAGCUGUUUCAGUAGCGUGGCUAGUUUCAGCCUUUGCCAGCAAACCAUCCUGGCAAAAUCUUACCAAAAUUGUGCAAGGCGACAUUUUCUUUCCAGUCGAGUCCUGGGAUGUGCGCAAGCUACGUGUGCUUAUGUUGAGCGACACGCGACGGGAACUGCUUUUCGUGAGCUCUAGGCAGAAUCGUUGAUGUGUCGGACUUGAGAGGAGUGGAUAACGGUGUCUCUUCUAUUCCGAGUUCUCAUAUCAGCAUGGAUAACGGCUGCUUUUGCCCUGCAACGCCGCCAACGGCUCCUGCAUCGUCGGCAGACUCCUGCCAGAACGACAUUGGCCUGGCCGUGGGCAUUGGUGUCUUGGUGGCAUGUGUAAUCAUCCUGGUCGCGUGGCUCAUCUUCUAUAUCUGCUGUUACCGUAGGUCGGGCAGAUUCUCGCGACUGCACAGUUCGGCAUGGGGUGGAUCUACGGCCAUCGAAAGAAGUGGUGGCGGGCCAAGUAACCACGGCACAUCAUCACAUAAACACUUUGCAGGCAACUACUUUGUGGACGCCAAUGAUAGCUACCUACUGGAGUCUGGCCAGCCGCAGGUUGAGUUCAACUAUUUCAACGAAGGUGCAACUGACUCUGGAAGUGAUGCACUGCCGCAGGAAGGCAGUCAGGUUCAAACGCCCGACGCCACUGCUACACACCGCACACUGGCACCGCAGAGCAGUCAGAAGUCAGCUGCUCUACUGGAGGACACCAGCGCCAGCAGCAGCUUCUCGCCAAACCUCGGAGACCGUGCAAACUUCCCCAUUAUCGGUCACAACGACAACUUGCCUCCGAUGGCCGACAACACCAUGUCCCUGCGCUCUAACACCACUAUGGCCGCCAUGGACCUGAGCUUCUGGCCCAGUUUGCCAGGUGAGAGUAAUGUUGAUCUACGUGCUCCGGUGCUGAGUGCUCGCAUGACCGCUGAUGGUGAGGCUAACAUAUUCACAUCGGAGCAGAUGCAAGUGAUACUAUCCUUCACAGAUACGAGCGGCUCGCAAGCUGGAGCUGUGACCAUCGGUACAUCAUCGCGCCCAGAGGAUCAACCCGACUUAGACCAGGCAUCAUCCCUAGUCACGUCAGUGUACACUGUAUCAUCACUGUCGGCAGUAUCCGGUACAUCCUCAGCAUCCCUGUGCCAAGUGCGUGUUCCCUUGUCAUGCCAUCUGAUGGAUAUUGACAGUAACGAUGAAACCGGCUAUGAUUCCCUGCCAGAGGUGAAUAACCUGGUGGUUAUGACCAGCAAAUUGAAUGAAGAUGGUACCAACUCGGAAUGGACUGAUGUGGGUCCCGUGGCAGACUUUGUCGAGUGCAGCCAGGAAGCUCGCUCUGCCGGCGGGGACUGCCCGUCGGGCUACGUGGAGUUUGGCGUGACUGACUCAGCGCUGUAUACCGUACGCUGCGACAGUGGUAUCUGGGUGAAGAGCAUGUGCUUGAGUCAUUUUGCCGCAGCACUGGACGAGGACCAGACCUGGGCUCUAAGAGUCUUUCUGCACAGAGAUAGAACUGUGGAUUAUGAGACAAUCACCCAGUAUGCUAAGGAGUUCAACAUGAUGCCCGUUGGCAUGCCACAGCCGUUCCACUUACCUCAGCAUAGCUAUGUACAUGUUCUCAUAUCCUCCAUCACUGAGGGGUGUGCACUGGAUGGCAGCUCACACGGGGUGCUGCAUGGCGAAGGCUGCUGGCCAAACCUAGAACAGCCACCGUUCGUAGAGUUCAGAUUGCGACAAGUGCACGGUUGCCUGCCAUUGCCUCUGGUGCGUGUCAGAACAGAUGUUGUCGUGGCGGAUGACUUCGAUAACAUCACAUUUGAGCUGCUCAGUCAGUGGUCAACUAAGGCCCAGAUGAAGAUGGACAAGAAAAUGCCCGACUCACUGCUGUGCAAUUCUUCAGCAGCGGGACCGUGGCCAUGGUUACUGGUGUCACCAUGGCAGCAACUGACCAAGGCGCAAGUGAAUCAGAUGGCAGCAAUCCUAGACAGGCCGUUGAUGGGCGAUCAGGACUACUCCACGUUGGCGGCACUGCUUGGCUAUACCGAGGAGCAGGUCAAGUUCUUUAGUCUGCAACGUCCAAGUCCGACCGAGGCGCUCCUCAAGGACUUGCACACGCGCCUGCCAGUGAAUCGCAUCACUGAUCGGCUGCUGGUUGCCAUGGGACGCAUGGGUGCUGUGUGGCUGAGCGACUUCUUACGACAGGCAUGCAGGGUUGACAGAGCAACGGCACUGGCAUUGAAUGAAGAUAUCACAAGCAGUGUCGGUGAUACUCUGCCACGGCGGGCUGCAUCAGGAAUAUACAGCUCAAUCCGGCGUACAUUGAACGGAACGCUGAAGUUGACGGACGAGGAAAAGAGAGACUCUCUUGGCCACUACCAGCGCCGAGUGCAGCGCAUGAGCGGCCGCAAGCUUGUCACCAACAAGCGAUCCAGUGCUGCGGCCAGCUCAGCUUCUGUUGCCAUCUAUGCCAGCGCAUCUGCCAUGCCAACACCGCCAACGUCGGCACCCCCUGUGACGGGCAAGAGCACAUGCUCUCCAAACCAUUCCUGGACAAAGCCGUUGAUAAACAACCAGGACUCGGUGGAAGACUUGACACGCUCUAUAAAUGCGCUGAGUAAAGACGAUCUAGAAGAGGAUGAAGUGUGCGAACUGAGUGGCAAACACAACGACCUUACCUUCACAGCGAGUGGGCAAAGUGAAAAGCGGAAUAAGAUACGGGGCCAGUCCACUUCAGCCCUGUACGCAUCGACCAAGGUCGUAGUUGAGAAACAUGGCCGACUUGCUCAGGUGCUAACACCAGCUGGCCCAAGUGGAGCUGUGUACACUCUUCACCAUGACCCCGCUGCACCACAUCGGGCGAUACUUCAGCCAGCGCCAUACAUUGGCAGCAAUCAUGUCGCCUCCAGCUUCCACCAAUCCCUCGACCAGCCGACAAUGGACGGUGAAAGUACACAUCCCAGGGAAUCUUCAAUUGUAAGUCGUGUUGCGAAGAAAUUGACGAGGACGUCGUCCAUGCCAUCAACUGAGCGAAGUGCCAAGCGAAAAAUCCGUCAACGUCCCGUCAGUAAUGACGUCAGUGACGAUAUAUUACCGUCGCUUGUAUCGGACAGUGUUCUGAAACCUUCUCCUACUCUGACCACACCUCAACAGGUCAAUGAGCAAGCAAUAUCGGUUCCUAAAAGACUUCAUCCCUACGAAGAACAUAUCGUGCCUGCACCGCCAAGGAAGGAAAGCCUGAGGCCGAGGCCGCAGUAGCUUGGCUGUAGCCGGGUAGCCAGGACAUACUAUGCAGAGCGGCAUAGGUUGGUUGCUUGAUCAUGUACAUGCACUCGUGCAUGUCAUGUUAUUACUUGAGAACGAAAAGAAAGACUCUAGGGCCUUGUGGUUGUGGUCUGCCUUGAGUGCUGACAGAGAAACGGCCCGGUAUAUAGUGUUAGGCAUACUGACAUAGCCAUGUGUUCCUUUUAGGGUGCUUUUGUUUGCUGCAGUCCCCACAGUUACUGGCCACUUUGAAUGCCAUUUCCCCACAAAGGGUAUUUUUAGAAGCAAGAAAAUAUUGGCAUCAGCAAGCACUUUAUGCAACAUUGCCGAAUUGAAUAUUGCUCAGUUUGACACUUAUCACGUGAGCCUUGCCAUUUUAAUUUUGUUUCAAGCUUUCUAUAUUGUUUGCCAUUGGGGUCACGUAAUCAACGAUUCCUUAAGUUAAGUUAAAUACAGCGGCACAGUACUGUGCCGUGUGUGUUACGUGUGUUUACCCUGAAAAUUCACCAUCGGCUGUGUGUGUGUGUGUGCCGUGUGUACAUGAUAUUUAUACUCUAUGAUUUGUGUACUCUAAUUUAACACACCUUGACCUGUUAUAUCUUCAGACACUCUGCAGUAGCCUACAACGU
Messenger RNA from Sycon ciliatum, 4509 nucleotides. RefSeq lists its product as uncharacterized. NCBI's taxonomy places the organism in Eukaryota, Metazoa, Porifera, Calcarea, Leucosolenida, Sycettidae. Bases 851 to 3874 code for a protein of 1007 amino acids. The transcript has 7 exons. The record is from RefSeq and is a predicted model, not a curated record.